CAAAGGGUGAAAAUGGGGGAAUGAUGACCAUGUCCAAUAUUACGUAUAAAGUCUCUCGUGAGGAGAAUGGUCUCCUUCUCUCAUGUGAGGCAUUCAACAAAGCCACCCACUACUCAAGCAGCACAUCUAAGGAACUUCGUGUGUUAUAUCCGCCACUUAAGGUGUGGCUAGAUGCUCCCCCAGAGGAUGUAACACUCCAAGCAGGACAUCCAUUGCGUCUGUUGUGUUUUUCAAGUGGAGGGAAUCCCAGAGCACAGCUCUCAUGGUUUAAAAAUGGUAAAGCCAAACAGGGUACCUCUAAUCAGAUCUCCUUAGAGAGAGGUGUUGCCCGAGAGCUCAGAUUCAUCCUUCAGCCCAGUGACAACUUGGCCACAUUCCGCUGUGACGCUACCAACAAGGCCAAGAAAGUACUUUCUGUCAAGACCAGGCUUAAAGUACAGUUUGCAGCAAUCACUGUAGAAAUACGGGUGCAGAAUGAAUCACAGAAAGUUCUACACAGAGGUGAAAGUGUGAAUCUGGUCUGCUUGUGUGGCAGCAGCAACCCAAAAGCUAAUAUUACCUGGACUGUAGGCUCCAAAAGGCUACGCGGUGUGGAAACACCCAGCAAAGGUGCAGAGUAUGGCGGUGUGUCCUUUACGAGUACUCUGUCCCUCUCUCUCACUUCUCAGCAUCACCAGCAGAGGGUCACCUGCAAUGCUUUCAGCAAACUGCUCUCUGAAGGAGUCGGCUCUUCCUAUACACUCAACGUGCUUUUUCCCCCUGAGUUCAGCUCUGACCAGCCUAAAGAGGUGAAGGCUGUACAAAAUGAUGAAGUCAGUCUUUCUCUGAUGGUGUCUGCCAAUCCAAAAGAAAUAACAUGUGACUGGAUUUAUCAUGGAAGAAAGCUGGAUAAAGAGACUGACUUUCGCUACAGCUGGGAUGAUUUUGUGCUGAAGAUAAAAAAUGUGACAAGACACGAUGCAGGAGUGUAUACCAUUAAAUGCUCAAAUGAAGAGGGGGAGACCCAAACUCAAAUCUUCCUUAGUAUUUAUUAUGCACCAAUGAUCAAAAUUAAAUCAAAUCCUGUGUAUGUGGACAUUGGUGGAACCAUAGAUCUGCUUUGUGAAGUAGACGCCAAUCCUGUAUCUGAUGGAAUGUUCUCCUGGAGUUGGCUUGGGGAUGGAGAGAUAGACCUAGAAUCUCAGCAGGAAGAUGGUACAACUGGAUGGCUGACCCUAUUUGAGGCUACUCGUGCCCACACUGGGACUUACCAGUGCAAAGUCGACAAUGGAAUCAGUCCUCCUGCAGUAGCAGAAAUUCAACUCAUUGUUUAUUUUAAACCACACUUGAAGAAGGGGCCUCAGUGGAAUAAGGUUGCAAGUCGUGGUGAUGGUGUCAGCACAGUGGAUAUAGCAUGUCAAGCAGAGGGCAUGCCCAAGGUACAUUUCAACUGGGCCAAGAAUGGAAGGGCUAUGGAUUUCAGCAAUCCCAGGUAUAUGGAACAUACUGUUCGAGUGGGAGCAGUACAUACAAAUUCACUUAGCAUUGAGAAUGUGAGCGCAACAGAAGACUAUGCUAUCUUCACAUGCACCGCCUCUAACAGCUUGGGGGAGGACAGUAUGGAUAUUCAACUACUCAGCACCAAUCACCCUGAGCCCCCAUCUGACUUAAGACUGCUGCAUGUCAGCAAUAACUCUGUGACACUGGAGUGGAAGCCAGGGUUUGAUGGAGGCUUGUCACAGACAUUUCGUAUCAGGUAUCACUGGAAAGGUUUCUCUAGCUAUCACUAUGUGGAUGUUUUCCCACCCAAAGCAACAGUCUACACAGUCACUGGCCUUCUGCCAGCAACUACUUAUAAUUUUUCUGUGAAUGCUGUCAAUAACAUGGGAGAGAGUAGCUAUGCUGAUGGCAAUACUGCUCUCACUGUUACUACAAGAGGUCAGUAUGAGAGAAGAAACAAAGUGCAGCCUCCCCACUAA
Molecule: messenger RNA, 1958 nt
Organism: Sardina pilchardus (European sardine)
Lineage: Eukaryota; Metazoa; Chordata; Actinopteri; Clupeiformes; Clupeidae
Product: nephrin-like
Exons: 15
Coding region: 21-1958 (645 amino acids)
Molecular function (GO): protein binding
Source: RefSeq, a predicted model, not a curated record